CGUGUAAACAUCAGCGCGCCCGGAAAGAGAAGCAGCGUGGUGAGUGGAACUAGCUUUACGCCCCAAGGCUGGUCAGAGGUUCCUAUUCUCCAGGAUGGACGGGACGUGGCUCAGUCUACCAGUGAAACUCAGCGAGGGAGUUUUACAAACGCUCGAAGAGCUGAAAUUCACGCACAUGACUCCAGUGCAGUCUGCCUGUAUCCCGCUGUUCAUGAGCAACAAGGAUGUGGCUGCCGAAGCGGUGACUGGGAGUGGAAAGACUCUGGCUUUCCUCCUUCCCAUUAUUGAGCGGCUGCUUAAGAGAGAAGAGAAGCUGAGGAAGAUGCAGGUUGGUGCCUUGGUGAUCACUCCCACGAGAGAACUAGCACUUCAGAUCAGCGAGGUCACUGAGAUGUUUCUCCAGAAGUUUCCACAGUUUACGCAAAUCUUACUGAUCGGUGGCAGCAAUCCAAUUGAGGAUGUGGAGAAGUUCAAGCAACAAGGGGCGAACAUUGUAAUUGCAACACCUGGACGUCUGGAGGACAUGUUCAGGAGGAAGUCAGAUGGUCUGGACUUGGCGGCCUCAGUGAAGAGUCUGGACGUGCUGGUUCUUGAUGAGGCGGACCGACUGCUGGACAUGGGCUUUGAGGCCAGUCUGAACAACAUCCUGAGCUUCCUGCCCAAACAGAGGCGCACAGGCUUAUUUUCUGCCACUCAGACCCAGGAACUGGAGAAGCUGGUGAGAGCCGGGCUCAGGAACCCAGUUCGCAUUACAGUCAAAGAGAAGGGGGUGGCUGCCACCCACGUCCAGAAAACCCCAUCUCGGCUCGCCAACUACUACAUCAUAUGCAGAUCUGAGAACAAAUUCAACAACUUGGUGGCGUUUUUAAGGCAACACAAGCAUGAGAAGCAUCUAGUUUUCUUCAGCACGUGUGCCUGUGUCGAAUACUUCGGACAAGCUCUGGAGUCACUGAUAAAGAAAGUCACCGUCCACUGCAUCCACGGGAAGAUGAAGCACAAGCGGAACAAAAUCUUUGCAGAAUUUCGGAUGCAAAAAAGUGGGAUCUUGGUGUGUACAGAUGUGAUGGCCAGAGGCAUCGAUAUCCCCGAUGUGAACUGGGUGCUGCAGUACGACCCUCCUAGCAGUGCCAGUUCCUUCGUACAUCGAUGUGGACGCACGGCACGAAUCGGUAACCACGGCAGUGCCCUCGUCUUUCUGAUGCCGAUGGAGGAAUCCUACGUGAAUUUUUUAUCUAUCAACCAAAAGUGCCCUCUCCAGAAGAUGCCUCCUAUAGGUGAUGUAGUGGAUGUGCUGGAUAAAGUAAAGGCCAUGGCUCUGUCAGACCGAGCCAUGUUUGACAGAGGGAUGAGAGCUUUUGUCUCGUAUGUCCAGGCUUAUGCUAAACACGAAUGUAGUCUCAUAUUCAGAAUUAAAGAUCUUGACUUUGCCUCUCUAGCUCGUGGGUUUGCCCUACUUCGCCUGCCGAAGAUGCCUGAACUGCGAGGGAAAACAUUCCCCGACUUUGUUGAGACGACAGUGAACACAGACACCAUCCGCUACAAAGACAAGAACCGGGAGAAGCAGAGACAGAAGAUGCUGGCUGAGCUGAAAGAGAAAGAGAAGACGCUUCCCAAAAAGAACAUGAAGAAUAAGGCCUGGUCCAAACAGAAGAACAAGCAAGAACGCAGAAAAAAGAUGACAGCCAAGAGGAAACACAUUGAGGGAUCAGACGUGGAUGAUGAAGACAUAAAUGAGCUGCUGAAUGACACUCGCCUCCUUAAGAAACUCAAGAAAGGACAAAUCAGCGAGGAGGCCUUUGACAAACAGAUGACAAGGGGGGCAAAACACAAAACAGACAGUUCAGACGAAGACAUUUGAUUUAAAACAAGCAUCUGUAUAAAAAAAUCCUGAAGUGUG
Betta splendens (Siamese fighting fish) is the source of this 1897-nucleotide messenger RNA. RefSeq names its product DEAD (Asp-Glu-Ala-Asp) box polypeptide 55 (gene ddx55). Gene Ontology annotation, molecular function: ATP binding; nucleic acid binding. Lineage: Eukaryota; Metazoa; Chordata; Actinopteri; Anabantiformes; Osphronemidae. The transcript is spliced from 14 exons. Gene Ontology annotation, cellular component: nucleolus. The record is from RefSeq and is a predicted model, not a curated record. The coding region runs from base 95 to 1858 and encodes 587 amino acids.